AUGUCUGCUCACAGUGGAUCACAAGCUAACAGUGGAUCAGAAGCCAGAUUUGGUAAGCCAACGUUGGAGCCAGGUGGGUACAAAAAGCAGCUCCCCGCAGCCCCAGGAAUCUGCGGCUGCAUUGGAUGUGGAAGCAGAGGGAUUUUGGACUACAAAAUGAGGACGGAAAAGGAGAAUUUCGAAAAGCAGUCACUUUCUGAUUGGAAGAUAAAUAAGGAAUUAUCCAGGGAAGUGAUGGAGGUGACCGAAGAUCUCUACACUCUUCGCAAACUCAUACCCAUCUUGAAGGGGACGCGAGAUGUGUCAAUGUUGGAGGAGCAAUUCCUGAAGGAAGAAAGGAUCCUCUCACAUCUAGUGAGAGGCGAGGUCAAACGAACUUAUGUUCGGAUUCAAGCGGACUUCACGGUAAUUGUGGAGGUCGAAGUGUAUGAUCGGCGUACGCUCGGAAAGAAGCUGCAGUGCAGUCUUCGCACGAGCUCCAACUAUCACUACAAGUUUCCCCUGAACGCGAUAGCUGGAAGGGGGAUAAACUGA
This is a messenger RNA of Cylicocyclus nassatus, 534 nucleotides long. The record is from the annotation of a GenBank genome assembly. NCBI's taxonomy places the organism in Eukaryota, Metazoa, Nematoda, Chromadorea, Rhabditida, Strongylidae.